Molecule: messenger RNA, 625 nt
Organism: Macadamia integrifolia
Lineage: Eukaryota; Viridiplantae; Streptophyta; Magnoliopsida; Proteales; Proteaceae
Exons: 2
Coding region: 222-494 (90 amino acids)
Source: RefSeq, a predicted model, not a curated record
CAACCCAACACAACCCAUUAUCCACUACCCAUUCAUGGCUUACCAAAUGUAACACUGUCAAACAGGAAACAGCUGUUCCUUUUCUUUUUGACCAAAACUCCUUUCUUCAAUGUCCUCUUCCCCAACAAACCAAGACCCAAUUCACAACUAUCAAAUCGUUUACCCCCACUACCACUGAGAUCGACCCCUCCGGAGUCCAGAGACCUCUCUCAAGAUCAGUAAUGGCUAAUGAAGCACCAAGCUGGGCUGAUCAGUGGGGUGCUGGCGGCUUUGGCGCAGCAGAAGAUGAUGUGAAACCAAAUACCCAGAAAGGGAGCGGCAAGAGCAGCAGCAGCAGCAACAAGAAGAUGGCAAACGUGAAAGCUGCAGCUUCAACAGGGCUUGGAAAGGCAAAAGCAGCAGCAGUAGUGGGAGCAGAGAAGGUGAAGAGUGGGACAUCAGUGGGUAUCAAUUGGGUUAAAGCUAAGUACCAGAAAAGCAGUUCUUCCAAAUAAGUGAUUUAUUAGUCAAUAAUUUGUCAUCGUUGUUGUGGCUCUGGGUCUGGGAUCCCAAUUACUUAUCACAGUCUGUAACCCUGCAAAUGUGCUUAAUUUGCUUCAAUUUCUGGUGAUUUUUGGUCCCUAAA